GUGCCCGUCUUGUUGUUGUUGUGGUGUGCUUGCUUCUUGUGUGUUUUUUUUUGUGUGUCGUGCACUCUGACAGAGAAAGAAGGACGACCCAAGCAGCAAGCAGCAAGCAAGCAAGCAAGCAAGAUGGCAGGUGGUGGUGCUGGUGGUGCUGGCGGUGGCGGUGUGCGGUGGGGUGAGCUGGUGCUGUUGUUGAUGUUGUAUCUUGUGCAGGGCUUGCCGUUUGGCAUGCAAGUGAAGACGUUGCCCAUCCUCCUUCGCCAGGAAGGCGUGUCCCUGUCGGCGAUUUCGUCUCUGGGCAUCCUCUCGCUGCCGUGGCUGGUGAAGCUGGCAUGGGCGCCGCUCGUCGACUCAUACUACUGGCCUCGCUUCGGCCGUCGCAAGUCAUGGAUUGUGCCCUGCCUCAUCAUCAUCGGUGGUGCGGCGCUGACUGUACUGCCAUCGCGGUCAAUCCCACACAUGCUGGUUGUCAUCUUUGUGAUGAACCUGGCGGCAUCCGUUCAAGACAUUGCCACAGAUGGCCUGGCCAUCGACGUGCUCACGGACGAGAAGUCGCUCGCCUUUGGCAACGCCGCACAAGUCGUGGGCUUCAAGGCCGGCAUGAUGCUGGCUGGUGGGCUCGUGCCGUGGUACUUUGCCGACAACCCGUGGCUCGGGUGCUUUGGUGUCAUCGCCGUCGUCACAAUGGGGCUGGCUGCCCUGCUGCUCAUGCACAAAGGGCCCAUCACGGAGUCGGCUCCAGCCACAUCCGCUGACAAGGGCGACACAGCGUCUGCCACGUCAGCAGCAGCCCGGCCUGCGGUGGCGCACGACGUGGAGGACAUUGUGCACAAGAUGAAGGAGGUGUUUGGGAUGAUCCUUCGCCAGUUCAAGCAACCGGCUGUUCGUCCGCUGCUGCUGCUGCUGCUCACCUACAAGAGCGGCGAGGUGAUGGCGGAUGUCAUGUUCAAGCCGUUUCUGCUUGACGAAGGGGUGGAGGCCGACCUGGUCAGUCUCUGGACCGGCGUCAUCGGUAGUGCGUUUUCCAUCGUCGGCUCUCUCGCAGGUGGCUACUGCUCUGGUCGUUUCAGUGCUCGCACGACGCUGCUGGUGUCGGGCGUCUUACGUGUGGCAGCACAGCUUGGCCGUGCGCUUGCUGCUGUUCUCACCGUCUCUGCAGACUCGCCGCUGCCCAUAUUGACUCUCAUCGCCACCGAAGCCAUCACUGGCGGGGUUGUCACCACCGCAGUCUUUACCCUCAUGAUGGCGCAGAGCCAGCCAGGCGUCGCUGGGACGCCAAACACGGCGACAUUCUACACGACACUGACGACUGUGGAGUUGGUGGGCAAGAGCGCAGCAAGCAUCCUCUCCGGCGUGUUUGCAGAGCACAUGGGCUAUGAGGCGUUUUUCUUCUUCACAGCCAUCUUGAGUGCAAUCCCCCUGUGGUUUGCUCGGAACAUCAAGUCCCACGCACAAUGAUUUGGCUGAUGCCGCCACCCCUCUGUACACACAUGCACACGAAAAGCUCUGGAACACACCACAGCC
Molecule: messenger RNA, 1521 nt
Organism: Salpingoeca rosetta
Lineage: Eukaryota; Choanoflagellata; Craspedida; Salpingoecidae
Product: major facilitator superfamily transporter permease
Exons: 5
Coding region: 124-1455 (443 amino acids)
Cellular component (GO): membrane
Molecular function (GO): acetyl-CoA transmembrane transporter activity
Source: RefSeq, a predicted model, not a curated record